Molecule: messenger RNA, 1732 nt
Organism: Momordica charantia (bitter melon)
Lineage: Eukaryota; Viridiplantae; Streptophyta; Magnoliopsida; Cucurbitales; Cucurbitaceae
Product: phenylalanyl-tRNA synthetase class IIc family protein
Biological process (GO): phenylalanyl-tRNA aminoacylation
Cellular component (GO): mitochondrion; cytoplasm
Molecular function (GO): ATP binding; phenylalanine-tRNA ligase activity; tRNA binding
Source: RefSeq, a predicted model, not a curated record
GAGCAGGACCAGGAAAGUGGAGGAGACGAGCAUGGCAUCCACUCUGCCACUAACGCGAGCCAUUCUCUUCACCAAUGCUUCUAUUCUUCUGCGCAGGAAUUGCCUCAGAAACUUCGCCUUCUCUGCAUCUUUCUCCUCCUCCGAUACCGUUCACCGUAAGAAAUGGAGACAGCCGGUGUCUUCACUCCUUCAGCUCGGCGGCGUCGUAAUUGCCAAAGAUGAUGUUGUGAGGGAUGAUCCUACUAACAAUGUUCCAGAUAAUAUUUUUUCAAAACUUGGCAUGCAACUCCACAGAAGAGAUAACCAUCCACUUGGUAUUCUGAAGAAUGAGAUAUAUAACUAUUUUGAUACAAAUUACUCAAAUAAGUUCGAUAAGUUUGAUGACCUCAGUCCAAUCGUUUCCGUGAAGGAGAAUUUUGAUGAUGUAUUGGUUCCAGCAGAUCAUGUAAGUCGAAGUUAUAAUGAUACGUACUAUAUUGACUCCCAAACAGUUCUAAGAUGUCAUACAAGUGCUCAUCAAGCGGAGCUGUUGAGAAGAGGAAAUACUCAAUUUCUUGUGACGGGAGAUGUGUACCGUCGGGAUUCCAUUGACUCAACUCAUUACCCUGUGUUUCAUCAGAUGGAAGGUGUCCGUGUUGUUUCUGUGGAUGAUUGGGAGGCAUCUGGCACAGAUGGAACAUCUUAUGCAGCUAAUGACUUAAAAAAAUGCUUGGAAGGUUUGGCAAGGCAUUUAUUUGGUGCUGUUGAAAUGCGCUGGGUUGAUACAUAUUUCCCAUUUACAAACCCAUCAUUUGAACUUGAGAUUUUCUUUCAGGAGAAAUGGCUGGAAGUAUUGGGAUGUGGGGUGAUGGAGCAAGAAAUACUGACAAGAAGUGGUAAAACGAAUAAUGUUGCAUGGGCUUUUGGACUUGGAUUGGAACGGCUAGCUAUGGUUCUUUUUGAUAUACCUGAUAUUCGACUAUUUUGGUCAGCCGAUGAGCGAUUUACCUCCCAGUUCUCAAAGGGCAAGCUAGGUGUUAAAUUUAAACCAUUCUCGAAGUUUCCACCUUGCUACAAGGACAUUAGCUUUUGGAUCAAUGAAUCUUUCACUGAGAAUAAUUUAUGUGAAGUUGUUAGAGGAAUUGCCGGUGAUCUUGUUGAAGAGGUGCAAUUGAUAGACAAUUUUACCAACAAGAAGAAAGGGAUGACGAGUCAUUGUUACAGGAUUGCUUACCGAUCUAUGGAACGAUCACUCACAGAUGAAGAAAUCAAUGAUUUGCAGAGGAAUGUGAGAGAACAGGUUCAGAGCAAGUUGAACGUUGUUUUGAGAUGACCGUUCGAAAUGCAACACUUUCAGUCAAAGCCUCACCUGUUGAAUGAUAAAGCCCACUUGGAAUUAAAGAAACACGAUGGGGGUCUUAUCAUUGAACUCAUCCAAUCAAGAAACUCCAUUUACCACUAGACCACUUUUGCCAAGAUUAGAAUGGGAACUUUAUUAGUCUGUCUGAAAUAUGACAAAGGAAGAAGAACUCGAACUUCUUGUGUGCUUCACAGUAGGAUCAGGAUGUGCCUUUCUUUUUGGGGGUGGGAGGUGGAUAGUCAUUAUUGUUCGGAACUAAUUAUAUUUAACUGAACAAAAGAAUGUAGAUAGCAAAUGUGUAUAUAUUAUUGGACAGGAAUUCAGUUCUAUUGGUGUUUGUUUCGUGGAAGUGAGCAAUCGGAAGGGCAUUUGACGUCCAGUAUCUUCCUUUUA